AUGAACAGCCAGCUGGCUGCCACUGCCACCUCACUGCAUAUCAACAGCACUGCGCAACCACAGAGUUAUUUUGGUCACCAACAAACAGUUUCUCAAAGAGAUCGCUUACUCUUCAGUAUCGCGAAACCACCGAGCCAAGCAGCAGCAGCAGCAGCAGCCAUGGCACACAAUAGCACCGAAACAUUACAACCUGGCAACCACGCUCCAUUUACCCGCGAUGCUGCAGCUGGAUUCGUACUCGGCGCUUUGGGUGGUAUAAUCGGCUUCUCCUUUUCGUACCUCGUCGUUUGUUUCGGCCUGAACGCCCUGCGAUCUCGUCGAUUGCGCCAGCGCGAGCAGCGAGAGCUGUUGGAACUCAUAGAGAUGAUGGGGCGAUCAGAUUCAGGAUAUGAGACAUCGGCAUAG
Fusarium pseudograminearum CS3096 is the source of this 405-nucleotide messenger RNA. RefSeq lists its product as uncharacterized. The coding region runs from base 1 to 405 and encodes 134 amino acids. The transcript has 2 exons. The record is from RefSeq and is a predicted model, not a curated record. Lineage: Eukaryota; Fungi; Ascomycota; Sordariomycetes; Hypocreales; Nectriaceae.